AUGAGAGGCUCGCAUAGUUCACACAGCACAGGCACAGGCUUUAGAACAUCGACGAUGUCACCGCUGCGUUGUGUCCGGCGGAUUGCAGACUUUAUCACGUCAAACUCAUUUAUGGUGCUGUUAACAACCCUCGUGCUGCUGUCCUGGCGAAGCGGAGCCGCGGCUCUCGCGAACUGUCCCAGCGGGUGCAACUGCAACGACGACACGCUGGUCGUAGUGUGUGAAGAGAGCCGACUGGAUGUGCUCCCUAUCGCCCUCAACCCAUCCAUACAGCGACUGAUCAUCCGUAACAACAAAAUCAAAACGAUCGAUAGCUCAAUGCAGUUCUACGCGGAAUUACAGCAUUUAGAUCUUUCCCAUAACCGCCUCGUCAAUAUACCCACAAAGAGCUUUGCCUACCAGCGUAAAUUGCAAGAACUGCAUUUAAAUAACAAUAAAAUAUCAUCUGUAACAAACACAACUUUUCAAGGGCUAAACUCCUUAACGGUACUUAACCUUAAAAGAAACUUCUUGGAGGAGCUCACCAAUGAUGUCUUCACUACCCUGCCAAGAUUAGAAGAACUAAACUUAGGCCAGAAUAGAAUAUCAAGAAUAGAACCCAGAGCAUUCUCCGGUUUGUCUGCGUUAAGAAUUUUGUACUUAGACGACAAUCUGCUAAGUUCUGUACCAACAACAUCAUUUAGUCUUUUAGGUAGUCUCGCAGAGCUGCACGUGGGCUUGAACGCAUUCUCUUAUUUACCUGAUGAUGCUUUCGCUGGCCUUAACAGGUUAACUGUUUUAGAUUUGAAUGGAGCUGGACUCUCAAAUAUUAGCGAAAAUGCGUUUAGAGGUCUCCCGGGAUUAAGGAGUCUUAAUCUCCUAGGGAAUAGAUUAAGUGCCGUACCCACGCAGCAAUUGUCUGGGCUAACAAGACUAGAAGAGUUGUACAUAGGCCAAAAUGACUUUAUCGAAUUAGAAAGCCAUUCAUUCAAAGGCCUAAAGAAUCUCAAAUUUUUAGACAUCACUGGAGCAACUCAGUUGGAACGAGUCGAAAAGGGUGCCUUCGAAGACAACGUAAAUUUAGAAACGAUCAUUAUUGCUAACAAUAAGAAGUUGUCUAUCAUAGAAGAUUGUACACUCCUUGGUCUACCAAAACUAAAGCAUGUAUCUUUAAGAGAUAACGCUAUUGUAACCCUUAGCGAAACUGUCUUUAUUGGUAAAGAACUUAAACAGUUAGAUUUAAGUGACAAC
Molecule: messenger RNA, 1230 nt
Organism: Parnassius apollo (apollo)
Lineage: Eukaryota; Metazoa; Arthropoda; Insecta; Lepidoptera; Papilionidae
Source: the annotation of a GenBank genome assembly